UUUUCGUUUUGUCACUCCGUCGAACAACCAAACAAACAAAAAAUACUCCCACAAACAUAAACAAAAUGCUGGGAUCGCUGAGCAACAUUGUGUCUUCAGCUGGGCUGAACGGUUGUCGCUUGAACAGCACCCGGCUUGCGAUGGCAGGGCGAAUGGGAUUGAGUUUUGCAACUGGCUUGGCGGCGAAUUCGGCGAGAUGCGCGUCGACUGGCGCUGCUGCUGGUGCUGGUGCUGCUGCUGCUGCUGCUGCUGCUGCUGCUGCACUGCAGCCAUUCCAUCUGGCCAUCCCAGUGAACGACUUGGCGGCGGCGCGGGCGUUCUACGGCGGAGUGCUCAACCUGAAGGAGGGCCGCUCGUCCGCUGGGUGGCAGGAUUACGACUUUUACGGCCACCAGCUGGUGAUUCACCAGGUCACCCGGGAUUAUCGCGGCAACGACUACUUCAACCCGGUGGACGGCGACCAGGUGCCCAUCGCGCACUUUGGCGUGGUCUUGAACGUUGCCCAAUUCCACGAUCUGGCGCAACGCCUCCAGAAGGCCAACACCGAGUUCCUGCUCAAGCCGCACGUCCGGUUCCAGGGCCUCAAGGGCGAGCAAUGGACCAUGUUCUUCAAGGACGUCAGCGGAAACAACCUCGAGUUCAAAGCACUGACCAACCCGGACGAUCUCUUCACCAAAUUUGAGUAGAAGCAAUCUCAAGUUAGUUCUGUUUUUGUUUCAGUAUGUGACUAUCCGCUUCCAAUGCUCCAUCAUUCAGUACAGAAAAGUUGCAUACAUAAAGUUCGGUAUCAAUGCUCAAGAUCAAUGAGAGGUGGAUUGAUUUUCAAG
Capsaspora owczarzaki ATCC 30864 is the source of this 827-nucleotide messenger RNA. Its product is annotated as glyoxalase/bleomycin resistance protein/dioxygenase. NCBI's taxonomy places the organism in Eukaryota, Filasterea, Ministeriida, Capsasporidae. The record is from RefSeq and is a predicted model, not a curated record. Bases 66 to 686 code for a protein of 206 amino acids. The transcript has a single exon.